This is a messenger RNA of Mucor mucedo, 498 nucleotides long. RefSeq lists its product as uncharacterized. The transcript has 2 exons. The annotation marks the transcript as partial. NCBI's taxonomy places the organism in Eukaryota, Fungi, Mucoromycota, Mucoromycetes, Mucorales, Mucoraceae. The record is from RefSeq and is a predicted model, not a curated record.
UUACAAGCCAAGUUUUAUCAGGGUUUGAAUUCUACACAGCUCUCUUCGUCUGAUACUACACGCUUCAAGUGGGGGUUUGCAAAGAGCUUGGAUCAAUCCGAGUUGGAUUCUGAUUUGAAUUCUACACAGCUCUCUUCGUCUGAUACUACACGCUUCAAGUGGGGGUUUGCAAAGAGCUUGGAUCAAUCCGAGUUGGAUUCUGUACGUGGUAGUGUGGAUAGUAUGACAGCGUUGAGUCGUGGCGAAGACAAGUUAAAGAGAAGAGCCAAUGUGGGACCUAGUAUGCCUCCUCCCAGUAUGCCUGUAUCUAAAGGAGAUCAACGUAAAUACGAGCAAAAGAAGCAAAAGGAAAUGAGACAAGCCAUCCUGGAUGAAGUAGCACCAAGAGAAACAGGUCGUGAAGCACAAAUUGCUAAAAAGCAUAUUCGUAGGACCGACUCCAAUGUGGUGGUACUUGAUGCUACAUUGUUGUGGUUCUCCAUUGAACCGCCAGGAUGA